Momordica charantia (bitter melon) is the source of this 1081-nucleotide messenger RNA. RefSeq names its product peroxin 11B (gene PEX11B). The record is from RefSeq and is a predicted model, not a curated record. NCBI's taxonomy places the organism in Eukaryota, Viridiplantae, Streptophyta, Magnoliopsida, Cucurbitales, Cucurbitaceae. Gene Ontology annotation, cellular component: peroxisomal membrane. Gene Ontology annotation, biological process: peroxisome fission.
UAUUAGAACAGAGGAGGAAAAAUAAUGGCCAACCACAAGCAUGCCACAUACAAUUAUCAAGAAAAACCUCCAUUUUGUGGCUCUCAUUUGAUUUCCCAAAAUUUUAAAACUGUGAGUCUUUGCAAACUCUAUCAAACUCCUCAGCCAAAACCUGUGCAACCCAUCUUCUUGCUUUCUCCAUAAACAGAACAGCCAUGACUGAUACAGUGGACAAACUGGUCAUCUUCUUAGCCAAAAGAGAUGGCAUAGACAAGCUUGUGAAGACCUUCCAAUAUGUUUCAAAGUUAGUUCACUGGCACCUUGAAACCUCUCAUCCAGACAAGGCAACCAGAGCCAAGCACUGGGAAGUUGCUUCCGGCAUCAGCCGAAAGGCCUUCCGAACCGGGCGCUUUCUGACCGGCUUCAACGCUCUCCGACGCAGCCCCGGAGCGACCCCGGCUUUCCGGUUCCUCGCCGUUCUUGCUAAUGCAGGUGAAAUGGUCUACUUCUUCUUUGACCACUUGCUUUGGCUGUCAAGAAUUGGGACUCUUGAUGCUAAGUUGGCCAAAAGGAUGAGCUUUAUAUCAGCCUUUGGUGAGUCUUUUGGCUACAUAUUCUUCAUAGUUUCUGAUCUUAUUGUGCUGAAACAUGGGAUUGAGGCUGAGAGGAAGCUCAAAAGCUGUGAGGAAGAUUCAAAAGAAGAGAGUUUGAGCAAAAUCAGAGGUGAUAGAGUUAUGAGAUUGAUGGGUGUGGCAGCCAAUGUUGCGGAUUUGAUUAUUGGAUUGGCUGAGAUUGAGCCCAACCCUUUUUGCAACCAUACACUUACUCUUGGGAUAAGUGGGUUGGUCUCUGCUUGGGCUGGUUGGUAUAGAAAUUGGCCCUCUUAAAGAUAAUGUUUUGAUUGCCAUUUUAGCCUCUAUGUUUCAACAAUCAGGUCAAUUCCAUCUAUACACUUUGAAAUGUUUCAUUAUAAUACUUAUCUUUUGAUCAAAGGUUAUGCCCAUGGCGUUGGUGAAAGGUUGUAGGAAUGCAACAAUUCAAUGUAACAUGUUGUUUGAUUAUAAGAUGGAUAGGUUAUAUAAUGUGACUUUUUUGUUUUGAA